This is a messenger RNA of Pyricularia pennisetigena, 2025 nucleotides long. RefSeq lists its product as uncharacterized. The transcript has 5 exons. Gene Ontology annotation, molecular function: monooxygenase activity; heme binding; oxidoreductase activity, acting on paired donors, with incorporation or reduction of molecular oxygen. The coding region runs from base 1 to 2025 and encodes 674 amino acids. Lineage: Eukaryota; Fungi; Ascomycota; Sordariomycetes; Magnaporthales; Pyriculariaceae. The record is from RefSeq and is a predicted model, not a curated record.
AUGUCUGUGCCAAAUUCUAUCACCGCCACUGAAUUUCAAGGUGGACCUCCUCAAGGAUUGAGCAUCCCCUUCCGACUUCGAUGGUCAAAAACACAUCCUCCAAAGGACCCAAUCGUGACCUUCAAGGGCAGAACGGUGCUUGUGACUGGCGCCAACACGGGAUUAGGAUUCGAAGCGGCAGUCAAGUACGCUGCAUUUGGCGCGGCUAAGAUCAUCCUCGCCGUCCGUUCCAUUGAAAAGGGCGAGGAGGCCAAGAGGCGCAUCGUCGAGCGGACUGGUCGGGAUGCCACUGACAUCUCCGUUCUGAAGCUCGACCUGGGGGAAUACUCAUCGGUCAAGGAUUUCGUCAGCGCCUUGCACGAGGUCACGCCCAAGCUAGACGUCGCAUUACUCAACGCCGGCCUCGGAAACCCAACAUACGAAAAGUCGUCGGCGGGGUGGGAGAUGGCCGUACAGGUCAACGUCCUUUCCACGGCCCUCUUGGCCAUCCUGCUGCUGCCUCUACUUCGAUCCUCUGCUGCAGCCUCAGGAGCAAAGUCGCACUUGACUUUUGUGAACAGCUUCGCGCACAGCUUGGUCCCCCGGGACUUUCCGUUUAUCGAAGGGAGCAUCCUCAAGACGGCCACCGACGAGAGCAGCUGGAACGCCUCCAGCAGUUAUAACCUUGUGAAGCUACUCGCAAUGGCCGCCGUGCAAGGGGUUGCACGGAUGGAGGCUGCCGAGGAACAACAGCGAGUCAUUGUGAAUUCCGUCUGUCCCGACCUGUGCCAGACGGAUCUAGGUCGCAAGUUCACCGGCUUCAUCUCAAGCAUCGGGAAAGCCAUCUUCCAUUAUCUCUUUGCCCUCACUGCCGAGGAGGGUGCACGAUGCCUGGUCAGUGCAACGGCUUUGGGGAUUGAGAGUCACGGCCGGUUUUGGCAUCACGAAUUCCUAUAUCCAGUCGGUGAGCUCGCCCAAGACCAGGCUCUCAUGAAAAAGACGUGGAACGAGAUUGUAGAGGCGUAUCCAAACAGUCCGUUUUGUCUCAACGCAUUCGGCACCGAAUACGUAGUCCUGCCAUCAAAGUGCUUUGACGAGGUCAAACGCCUUCCAGAGCAUCAGGCUUCUGCCUUUGCUUUUUUCAAGGAAGCUUUCCAUGGCGCGUGGACUGGCACUGGGGUGCAAACGCCAGAAUUGGGCAGGAUGACGCAAAGAAAGAUCAAGGGCAUGCUGAGGCCAGUCCUCGAAAAUGAUAUUAGAGAGUAUGAGACCAGCACCGACAAGAAGAACCUGCUCAGUCCCAAAGAGCAAGGCAAGGUGCAGCUUACUGGCUGGCUGCUCUCACGCUACAAGGGCAAGCUGAACUUUGAAGUUCUUCUUCAGGAUUUUAUCACCGUCUUGUUCGAGUCUACCCCUUCGACGGCCUCGACCCUGUUUCAUAUCGUAUGCGAACUGGCUGCAAAUCCAGCGCUUCAGGAUAUGUUGAGACAGGAGCUGGAAGAGCAUACGGAUCAUGGCAACUUGCCCCAGACUCACCUCAACGAACUGCGCAAGAUGGACAGUGUCAUGCGGGAGUCAGCUCGUGCCAAUCCGUUCAGCUACUUGGUGCUUUACCGCAAGCUCUCAACACCUACCACGCUCUCCAUGGGCCCGGAGCUGCCCGCUGGCACAAACAUUUGCGUGGACGCUCACCACAUCAACACUUCGCCAGACUUGUGGGACCAACCACGAGAGUUUGACGGGUUGAGACACUACAGGGCGCGCCAGCAGCCGCAAAACGAGAACCGCUACAAGUUUGCCAAUCUGGGAUCCGACGCUCCCGGCUGGGGCGACGGACUCCAGGCUUGCCCCGGGCGCAUGUUUGCCGACAACACCAUCAAGAUCAUCUUGGCACAUCUCCUGCUCAACUAUGACGUGAAGCUGAGGCCCGGGGAGUCCAAGCCCGAAAAGGGGGCCAUGCCCAAUGGGUCCAUCGUGCCCGACGUGUGGGCAAAGGUUCUUUUCCGGUCGAGAGUAGGCUCUGCCGUGAACGAGGGGGAAAAAUAG